Messenger RNA from Punica granatum (pomegranate), 3682 nucleotides. The record is from RefSeq and is a predicted model, not a curated record. NCBI's taxonomy places the organism in Eukaryota, Viridiplantae, Streptophyta, Magnoliopsida, Myrtales, Lythraceae.
UGACGCGUCAGCAGAGCUGAGGGUCAGACCGUGUCUGCGGAAACUUCUGACCAACACCGACUCGAUGACUUUUGGUCUUUGUCUUGGCUCCAAGAGUUGGUUUCUUUAUAUUUAUCCCAGAGCAGCUCCUCACUUAAGAAGGAGCUUCCCCGCAUUCAUUGGUCGGAGCUUUCUUCAACAUGACAGGAGCAGCAGCAGUGGUUGGAGUGGCGGACGAGAUCGUGAAGGCAAGAAAUGACGACAGAGAGUAUCGGAGGAUUGUCCUCGAGAAGAACUCACUUGAGGUUCUUCUCAUCAGUGAUCCUGAUACAGAUAAGUGUGCUGCUUCAAUGAACGUUGGGGUUGGCUACUUCUGUGACCCUCCCGGCCUCGAGGGUCUUGCUCAUUUCCUUGAGCAUAUGCUGUUCUUUGCGAGUGAAAAGUAUCCCUUGGAGGAUAGUUUUCUAAAAUACAUUACCGAGCAUGGCGGAGGAACAAAUGCUUUUACAUCUUCAAGAGACACAAACUAUCAUUUUGAUGUUAAUGCCGAUUCUUUUGAGGAGGCACUGGAUAGAUUUGCGCAGUUUUUUAUCAAACCACUACUCUCAGAGGAUGCUGUUGAGAGGGAAAUAAAAGCAGUCGAUUCUGAGAAUCAGAAGAACUUGCUUUCUGAUACAUGGAGAUUGAACCAGCUUUGUAAGCAUCUGAGCAAGGACAGUCAUCCAUUCCAUAAAUUCGGUACAGGAAACAGAGACUCAUUAGAAGUUCGGCCAAAGUCAAAUGGAGUUAACGUAAGAGACGAACUCAUCAAGUUCUACAAAGAACAUUAUUCUGCCAACCUCAUGAAUCUGGUCGUAUAUGGAAAAAAACCUCUAGAUAAAUUGCAAGCCUUAGUGGAGGACAAGUUCCAGGACAUUCGAAAUAUAGAGCAGAGCUGUUUCAUUUUCUCGGAUCAGCCUCUUUCGCUUGAACAUUUACAGAUGCUUAUAAGAGUUGUACCGAUAUGUGACGAUCACGCCAUAAAAGUCGAGUGGCCAAUAACUCCUGGCAUACGCCAUUACAAAGAAAUCCCAACCGAAUAUCUUGGUCAUCUUAUUGGCCAUGAAGGAGAGGGGUCUUUGUUUUAUAUCUUAAAGAAAUUGGGAUGGGCUACAAGUUUGUGGACUGAUGAAUAUAGUUCGAACAUGGAUUUUGCGUUCUUCCAGGUCUUCAUUGAUCUUACUGAUGCAGGACAGGAACACAUGGAAGACAUUGUCAGGCUGCUAUUUAAAUACAUUGACCUGAUAAGGCACUCUGGAAUUUGCAAAUGGAUAUUCGAUGAGAUGGCAGCUAUUUCCAAGAUGGCAUUCCACUAUCAGGACAAGACUCCCCCUCUUGGUUAUUCUGUAGGUAUUGCAUCAAAUAUGACGAUAUUUCCCACAAGAGACUGGCUCGUGACGUCCUCCUUACCCUCAGAAUUUAAUCCAAGCCUCAUUAGAACCAUGCUUGAGGAGCUCUCCCCAACUAAUUGCCGAAUCUUUUGGGCUUCAAAAAAUUUUGAUGGGCAGACGGACCUGGUUGAACCUUGGUACGGGACCGCGUAUUCCAUUGAAAGACUUACAGAGUCCUCCAUCAAGAAAUGGAUGGAAGGUGUUCCUGAUGAAAAUCUUCACUUGCCUGUGCCAAAUCGAUUCAUAGCUUCCGACGUGUCCCUGAAAAAGGUGCAAGAGAAGGUGAAGUUCCCAGUGUUGUUGAGAAAAUCACCUUACUCAUUACUCUGGUACAAGCCCGAUACGAUGUUCUCAGUUCCAAAGGCAUCUGUAACAAUAAGAUUCAGGUGCCCUAACGCAUGCUAUUCCCUUGAAGCUGGAGUUCUCACUGAUAUAUUUACGUGGUUGCUAAGCGAUUAUUUGAACGAAUGUGCAUACUAUGCUGACCUUGCUGAUCUCGGAUAUAAUAUUAGCAGCACGUCUAGUGGAUUCCAGAUCUCAGUAGGUGGCUAUAAUCAUAAACUGAGAAUCUUGCUAGAAACUGUUCUGGAGCACAUUGCCAAGUUUGAAGUGAAGCCCGACAGGUUCUCUGUAAUCAAGGAAAGGAUGAUAAAGAACUACCAAAACUUCAAGUUCGAGGAACCGUGUUCGCAGGCCCUACACUAUUGUUCAUCCAUAUUGACAGAACGUUCAUGGCCAUUGACCGAGGAGCUAGAAAUUCUUAUGCAGCUUGAGCCCAAAGAGGUUUCGAACUUUACUCCGACAAUGCUCUCAAGGGCCUUCUUGGAGUGUUUAGUUGCAGGGAACAUAGAAAGCCAGGAAGCAGAAUCCAUAAUUCAGAAUGUUGAAGAUAUUUUCUUUACUGGUCCAAACCCAAUAUGCAAGCCCUUGUUUCCAUCCCAGUACCCAACUAACAGAGUCAUCAAGCUUGAUGAGGGCAUGAGUUACUUCCACUCCACAGAAGGCCUUAAUCCCGACAAUAAGAGCUCUGCCCUAGUUCACUAUAUUCAGAUUCAUCAAGAUGAUUAUACAUCAAAUGUGAAACUUCAGCUUCUUUCCCUAAUAGCAAAACAGGAGGCCUUCCACCAGCUCAGAUCGGUGGAGCAGCUCGGGUAUAUUACCACACUUGAACAGAGGAAUGAUCAAGGUAUUCGUGGGCUGCAGUUCACUAUUCAGUCUACUUUGAAGGACCCCAAGCAAGUCGAUUCAAGAGUUGAGGAGUUCCUCAGGCUGUUCGAGAGCAAACUUUAUGAGAUGAAGAAUGAUGAGUUUGAGAGCAAGGUGAAUGAGUUGAUUGCGGUGAAGCUCGAGAAGUUCAAGAAUUUGUGGGAGGAAUGCGAUUUUUAUUGGGCAGAGAUUUCUGGUGGCACUUUCAAGUUUGAUCGAAUCAAAUAUGAGGUUUCGGCACUGAGGCAGCUCACCCAGCCAGAACUCAUAAAAUUCUUCGACGAGCACAUAAAAGUCGGUUCACCAAAGAAGAAGACGCUUAGUGUACGAGUCUAUGGAAGCUCACACACUUCGGAGUUCACUGCAGAAAGGACUGAAACAGUUGGACCUGGUUCAAUCCGAAUUGAUGACAUACUCAGCUUCAAAAGAUCUCGACCUCUUUACGGGUGUUUCACAGGAGGUUUCAAUUACAUGCAGUCUUGCCGAAUCAGAACCUCCACUACGGCCGCGGAAAGUGAUGAGUAGAUACGCAGCCUCAAGAUUUCUCUGACAGGGUGUUAUGUUCUUUCCUCCACUGAAAACUAUGUUCUUCUGGGCUGCUCCCUGUAAAAGGAAUCUGGCCAUCUGCAUCGGCGAGCGGCUGAAGAAUGUCUAUGGACUGGUCAGCUGCUAAAGCUAAAGCUUCGAGAGCCCGAUAAGGUGAAGAUUGACCAAAUCCUUCAGUCGCCUUUUGACGCAGCAUUUGAUCUGGCAAUCUAUUGUUAAGAUAGCUACACUAGGAACACAAGAUACCGUUAGUUGGCACCGAUGAUAGCUAGAAUGGCGUUUGCCAUGGGCAACUGGAGGCGCUACGGAUGUUGGCACUGCAUGCACCUGUACUUCCAUCCUCUGCAAUAUGAUCAAAUUGUACGAUUAGCGUCAGAAUUUUUUUGUUACGAGGUAUGAAAGUUACAGAAGUAAGAAUAUGCGGACUUUAGCUUCUUUGUAAAGAAUGUGUAGUAAUUCUGUCACAAUUUACAUCAAGAAUUCCCCGUACACUAAAGAAUGAAGAAUCACGCUUUGGUCCA